Molecule: messenger RNA, 1059 nt
Organism: Neurospora hispaniola
Lineage: Eukaryota; Fungi; Ascomycota; Sordariomycetes; Sordariales; Sordariaceae
Product: putative necrosis-inducing factor-domain-containing protein
Exons: 2
Coding region: 273-785 (170 amino acids)
Source: RefSeq, a predicted model, not a curated record
UAUUUCCUUACUACUGGGAGAACAUUGACUGGUGUUGACUUCACCGAAAUAAAACAGGCGUCUGCUCGUCUGUCUGCGUCGGACUUUUCCCUCUGCUCUCUUCGUCGCCCUGUUGUACAACAUCAGCCUCAUCUGCAACCUGCAAGCCCCCUGAUUAUCUUUCAUUCUGGACUUUUCUUUGUCUGGAAUACGGGUACCGCGCCCUGCAUAUGCACUCUUUGACAUGAUAGCCGAUCAGUCAGAGCCAGGCAGACAGGACCUAGAAUUUCGAGAUGCAUAUUGUCAUGUUUGCUGGGAUUAUCCUGGCCAUUGUUUCCAGUGUUCUUUCUGUUCCGGCAGCAGUCUCGGCCCCGGCCUCUCAGUCUAACAACUCUACUGCCUCCUCCACUUCGACGCAACAGAACUUCCAAGUCAUCAAGUGUCAAGGAAGCAUAUGGAUGAAAAACACGACGACCCAUGACUCAGCACUGGUUGAGGACUGCCAUCAUCUACAACGUAACAUUGCAAAGGACGGUGAGUGGAGGACUAUGUCGAGCCGCCACCGCAAUCUUGCAACGUAUGGCACCUGUGUCUUUGGAGUCUGGGGCUUCGACGGCCUCGACAUCUUCAAAGUCGGGAAUGACGACAUCAUUGACCGAAUUGACGAGGCCGUCGCCGAGUUCGCAUUGCAAGAUGCCGACGGAAACUACCACGUUGGAGCAGAGGGCGAGUUCUGGUGCGACAGCCUGAUGAGCUGGCAGGAUGGGGUUAUCUGGGGCAUUUACCGCUCUGACGAUGAUUUCUGAGGCAGCUUCGGCCGACAGGGACACAGGACACUGCAGUGUCUGAGGGAGAUUUGAGGCCAAUCUGAUGGGUUUCAGCUCACAUCUUCCGCACCUCUUACGUGCGAUUUCUGACCGGGUUGCUGGUAGCAUCCGUACGCCUCUAUUCAUGAGAAUCUCUCCGCAUUUGUAUCACGGAAUGAGGUAGUCUGAGUCAUGGGGAGGGACUAUUCGGAGAAUUAUCUCACCAGUCGAUUUUCGUGCUACCUUGCGGCUAACUAUCAUCCGCGUCUUUGUG